CGAGGGGGAAGCCAUCCCUGGCCUCUUAAGCGACGACAACAAACAGGGGUAAUCGUCCCUUGAAGAUCCACUCAAAGCUUCCAGCCUGUCCCCCUCAAGGGCUUUUACCAGAACAGGCAAAUUCGCAGUAUUACGCCCUAGUCAGUCUCGUAUACAAGAUUUGGCAAAACUGCCCGCCGGAAAUCAGACAUGGAGAAUUGGAGUCACUCCGCAUUGGAACAAUGGGGAAUACCGAUUGCAUCUCUAUAUAAUAUGGACUCUGAGCCGUGCAGAAUCCAGGGCAAAGAAACCUGGUUCAAUUGACCAGCAGUCGACGAUCAGGUAGAUCUUUUCUUCUUUGCUUGCGAACAAAACUGUGCGUGGCAGCGGAGACACGAUGCGUUUUCGCGAUUGUUUUCUGCUACCGUUGCUGGCGGUUAGCUGUGCUGCGGUACAGAUCUCAGUCAAAUCUUCUGGGGGCAAUUUCACCAGCAGUCUGGAAUAUGGUAUCAUGGAAGAGGAAAUCAACCAUUGCGGAGAGGGAGGUCUCUACGCUGAGUUAAUUCGCAACCGAGCCUUCCAGGGAAGUACUACCUACCCAUCCAACCUGGACGCCUGGGUUGCAGUAGGCGGUACCACGUUGUCGCUGAAGAACCUCAGCAACCCGCUAUCAUCCGCUCUUCCUACAUCGUUGAAUGCUAAGGGAAAGAUGGGCAAGGCUGGAUUCACGAAUUUGGGCUGGUGGGGACUUGCCGUGAGCACGCAGAAGUAUUCUGGUUCAUUUUACGUGAAGGGCUCGUAUAAGGGAGCUUUCACUGCGUCUCUUCAAUCUGCCUCGACUGGUCAAGUCUUUGCAAGCACCAAUAUUGCGUCCAAAAGCGUGGCUAAUGGAUGGACACAACAUCAUUUCACUCUUUAUCCUCGCAAGAAUGCUCCAGAUACCAACAACACCUUCUCGAUUACUUUUGAUGCUUCGAAAACUUCUGAUGGCUCUCUUGAUUUUAACCUCAUCAGCUUGUUCCCUCCUACCUGGAACAACCGUCCCAACGGGCUCCGUACGGACUUGAUGCAAGCUAUGAGUGACUUCGGCCCAAAAUUCCUUCGUUUUCCUGGGGGCAAUAACCUCGAAGGCGAUACUAUUGAAGGCCGGUGGAAGUGGAACGAGACUAUCGGGCCUCUUAAGGACCGCCCUGGCCGUGCCACAACCUGGGGAUACCAGGAAACUAGCGGCCUCGGUCUAGUGGAAUACAUGGAGUGGUGUGAUGACCUAGAUAUCGAGCCUAUUCUCGCCGUCUGGGCCGGUCUUGCCCUGAAUGGCGACGUGGUCCCGGAAGACGAACUAGAAGUCUACAUCCAAGACGCUCUCGACGAGCUGGAGUUCCUCACUGGCUCUGUUGAUACCCACUACGGAGCUCUGCGUGCAUCGAUCGGUCACCCCGAGCCCUGGGUUAUCAAGUUCGUCGAAGUUGGGAACGAAGAUAACUUGAACAACGGACUUGCUUCAUACCAAAGCUACCGGUUCAAAGCCUUUUACGAUGCCAUCAAGGCCAAGUACCCCGAUAUUAUUGUUUUGGCGUCGACAAUUGAUAUUGAUUUUCCCGGCAAUGCGGGAGGAGAUUACCAUCUCUAUGAUAUUCCGGAUAACUUUGUGGCGAGGUUCAACUUUUUUGAUCAGUAUAGCCCUGAUCAUCCGGUUUUGCUUGGUGAAAUCGCGGUUACAGAAUAUAACAACGGCGUCGGAAUUGACUGGAGCAAUACGCAUUUCUCCUUGUAUCCUUUCUGGCUUGGAACCGUCGCCGAAGCGGUGUUCCUUUUGGGUGCGCAGCGCAACGCAGACAAGAUUCUUGGAACUACUUAUGCUCCCUUCUUCAUAAACAUAGACAACUACGAAUGGUCCCCAACCCUUAUCGCCUUCAACGCAGACCCAUCCCAAACUUCCCGCUCUACAAGCUGGCAUCUCUACUCGCUCUUCUCGCACACCCACAUCACAAACACUCUUCCGUCAACCUCCAACACCACUUUCGGACCCCUUUACUACGCGACCGGCCUGGACAACACCACAAAUUCCCACAUCUUCAAAGCAGCCGUGUACAACAGCACCGCGGAUGUCCCGAUCUCAUUAACCUUUGAGGGCGUGAAGGCCAGCACCAAGGCCCAGCUUACAGUUUUGACCGCGCCCAGUGCUGAGUCAAUGAAUGCGGUGGGAGGGGCCAAUCUGGUGGAGUCACAGGUCAGUACGGUUGUCGCGGGGAAAGAUGGCGUGUUUAGUUUUAGUUUGCCGGAUUUGAGUAUUGCGGUUUUGAAGACCCAAUAGAUCUCUCUCCUCUCUCUCUCUCUCUCUCUCUCUUUCGCACCUUUGGUUGUGGGGGGGGUGAUGAGGACAUGCUGAUUGGUGGAGGCCUACCCGGGAAUAAGGCAAAGGAAAGAAAGGGACAUUAUUAGGUACCUAGGUAAGGUACGUCGAUUGGAAUCUACAAUUUGUUUCCGAUAGACACCUGUAGCGAUGUAGAGGAUUUUAACCCAUGUU
Messenger RNA from Aspergillus ochraceoroseus IBT 24754, 2506 nucleotides. Its product is annotated as alpha-L-arabinofuranosidase A. The record is from RefSeq and is a predicted model, not a curated record. The transcript is spliced from 8 exons. Gene Ontology annotation, molecular function: alpha-L-arabinofuranosidase activity. Gene Ontology annotation, biological process: L-arabinose metabolic process. NCBI's taxonomy places the organism in Eukaryota, Fungi, Ascomycota, Eurotiomycetes, Eurotiales, Aspergillaceae. The coding region runs from base 377 to 2293 and encodes 638 amino acids.